UAGCUUGGCAGCCAUGUUGAUCAUUGCCUGCUGUGAUUCACAAAAGUGGCAAUGAAAAUAAAGCAUGUGUGGAGCCCCGAUUCGGCCAUUAAGAUCUCACAAUCAUAAAUAAUAUGCUAGGUAUAUCAUCUAUCAGAAAACAGUACAAGAAAUUAACGGUUAAACAUAAGUGAAAGCAGGGAGAUAGAACAAGGACAGCUUUACAGAAUUCUUAAGGACUAGAAUGUUUUGAUAUAAACCCUUGCCUACAAAUUGUGACAAAAUUCCCAAAUGAUAUAAAACAGAAAAAUCCCUAUAGAAAUACAUUCAAUCUCAGUCAGCACAUUUCUUCAUUGGUGAACCUGCCCCAAUAUCAUUGUCAAGAAAUGAGCAUGGGGCAGAAAGUUUCUGGUGGCAUAAAAACCGUGACAGCUCGAGAAUCAUCGUACAAAGCCCUGUAUAAAGGUGACAUGGUGUACAACCCAGACUAUCAGAAGCCAAGUCGACUGGACAUGCUCCUAGACAUGCCGUCCCCCAACAAGGAGUCGCAGGUCAACCAUUCCUGGAACGCGGACGAUCGAUCGCUAAAUAUAUUUGUGAAAGAUGACGAUAAGUUGACAUUUCAUCGUCAUCCAGUUGCUCAAAGUACAGACUGUAUUCGGGGGAAAGUGGGUUACACACGAGGACUACAUGUGUGGGAGAUCAUUUGGAGCACGAGGCAGCGUGGCACCCACGCGGUGGUUGGGGUAGCCACCAGCGAUGCCCCCCUACAUUGUGUGGGGUAUCAGUCCCUCGUGGGCAGUAAUUGUGAAUCCUGGGGAUGGGAUCUUGGGCGGAAUAAACUUUACCAUGACGUAAAAAAUAAUCCUGGUGUGACAUAUCCUAGUCUGAAUUCGGACGAGAACUUUGUGGUCCCAGACAGUUUCUUGGUUGUCUUGGAUAUGGACGAAGGAACGCUCAGUUUUGUAGUGGACGGACAAUACCUAGGAGUGGCCUUCAGAGGACUCAAAGGGAGAAAACUGUAUCCAAUAGUCAGUGCAGUGUGGGGGCAUUGUGAAAUAACAAUGAAAUACAUAGGCGGGCUGGAUCCGGAGCCCUUACCCUUGAUGGACAUCUGCCGGAGGAUCAUCAGACAUCAACUGGGUAAAAAUAGACUGCACGAAAUUCCUAGACUACCAUUACCAAACCCACUUAAAAGUUACCUACUGUACCAGUCUUAGUACAUCGUGGUGUAGUGUGUGUAUUAUACUCUCGUGGGUCUGUCUGUCUGUGAGGACCUGGUGCUUGGUGAUAAAACAGAGUUAAGUCCUCUUGGAGAGAAAGCAAGUCCAUGGCCAACAGGACAUAAAUGUUUAAAGGCAGUCCUCAAAGACAAAGGAAGAUGUAUAUCUAAACAAGUCAUUAAUGUCUGAUCUCAUAGGAACUCCUGAUAUUUGUAAACAAUACACAGGUCACUAGGAAUAUUGACAAAGAUAUAUUUAGAACCAAAUAUCUAUGAAGGACUUAUAUGUUGAUGGAAUUAAUGUCAAACAAUUCCGUAAUGUUGUGAAUUCAAAUUUUUUAAAAUUAUCCUUUGAUCUAAGUUCUUUAGACAAUUGUAAAUUGCAUUUGAUUCUGACCGGGUUCUGUGAACUUAGGUCAGAGAUAGGACAGAUAGAGCAUAUUCCACAUCAUAAAAAUUUCAAAAGGGCCAUUAUGCGAAGAGUAAUCUCCUGGCUGCAGGUUUAUGUGUGUGUGUGUGUUAUUUUAUCAUGUGUGUUAAUAUUGUGUUAUAACAACAAGCAAGUGCAGGAAUGGAUGAUAAAUUGUGUAAAAGGCCUUUGUCUCACAAUUGUACGUGUGUGUUUGUGUGUGUGUGUGUUUGUGUGUCUGAUUGUAUGCGUGUGUGAAUGAGAGUUGUGUUUUUUUCCCUGCCCUGUGUGUUGUAAGUCUAGUCAAUAGCGAUGUCUUACUUCCAUUUGUAGGUGUGGUAUCAAUCUGAGCUGAGAGGAUUAUUUAUGUUAUUAUGAAAGCUUUCUGAGAAAGCACAUCAGGACUAGCUGGUGAUUAACUGUACAAGGUCCUGUCUUUUAUAAUUUUUACCUCCCUUGAGAUAAAGUCUCAAGUAAGAUUUUUCUGAUCACAUUUUGAUAUCUGCUUGUCUGUUUGGUAUAUAUUAUAUAUUAUCAAGUUCUACCCAAGAAAUAUUGGACAGUCCUUGUUAGGAAGGGGUUGGGGGUGUAUUAGCAGCAAAGAGAACACAAAUGCAUUUACAGCAAGUAGGGAAGGAAAAUGUUUCAAUCACAAGAGCUGAGAAAUAAACAAGGGAUUAUAAUUACAACAAAGAGAACACAAAUGAACUUUUCUGAGCGAUAAAUAUGUACUAAUCGUGGUCCCUAGAUCAGAAUAGGUUUCAUUAAAAAGGGGUUUGUUUUCUAUUAAUAAACUGAAGGAAUUCUAAAAUUUUCUUUAUAACUUAUAGGUAAUAUUCUAAAAUAGUGUAUGUCAAUAAAUUUAUUUAAAUUUUAAAGGUCAAGAGGCGUAGAAUGUAAUAAAAGGGGUACAUAUUGUACAGUGACUUGGGUGAGCAUUGUGUACCUCGGAUCUUUGUUAAUAUUAUACAAAAGGAAAUGACAUUUCAUAUGUGUCAAAAAUCAUCACAAGUUUUAUGAAAGAUCUCUUUAGUGUAUCUGAAGAAAAUUUAUUAGGGUACAUUCUUUGUGUUUAAUUUGAAGAUCUUUUUUAAAAUAUGUACAUUUCUUUUCAAUGAUUUAAAUAUAUUUUCAAAGAGCACACCUUUGCUUUAUAAAGGGGAUGGGGAGGUUAAUGUAAAGAAAAAAAAGGUGUUAUGUUAAACAUUUGAUAUUCAUAACUUUACACAAGAUUGGAAGGUAGAAUUUAAUAAUCAUUUUUUGUGCUAUCAUCCUGGUAUAGAUAUAUAAAUUCCUAUGCAGAAGUCAUUCUGCAAUAAUUAUAUUUCAAAUCUUUUCAAAAAGGAUGAGAAACAGAAAUAAUACAAUAAUCUUAAAAGCUAUCAGUCGAUUUGUUGAUUGAAAAUACAACUCUUUUUUUUACUUCUCUAGAUUAUAAUGGGGGGGAUUUGAGAGCAUAUCAUGUCAAUGUGUAAAGAGGUGAUUUGUUUGUGAAGAAUGUCUGGGUAUAUUUCUCAUUUAUUGUAUGACGUAGCACAAUAGUACACAGUAGUACACCCACUUCUAAAGUGCAGUGUCAGGUGUCUUCUAGGUUAAAAAAAUAGAUUUUAAGUUCAAUUUGAUUAAUGGGGAAAGUUGCAACAAGAUAUCUUAGCAUUUCAACUUGAAUUUUUCAGAAAAUGUUUCAAGGAUGUUUUUCACAAAUUGCACCAUAAGGCCCAUCUUAUGACACAUUUUAAUUUUGAGGUUGACUGUGAAUUAUGUGUACAUUGAAGUGCUGCAGUAAAAAUUUAGUAUUCAACAUGUUCAAUAUACAUGUAUUGAUUAAUUGAAAAUUUUGUUGAAGAAGCCUUAGAAAACAUGCCAAUGGUGUAAACAUACACAAAAUUUGUCUUACCGUAUAUAAAGGUCUAAAUUUUUAAUAUCUUUGAUAUUUCUCUUUUUUUAUGAAAAAAAUAUAUAUGAAAUUUUAUCUUUGGACUGAUCCCAGUUUUAUGUAGAUGCUUGUCUUACAUUAUUGUAUUAUGAUACAAGAAUUUUUAAUCUUGAUUUUUAGUGACUCUACUGUUACUUGAAUGUGUGUGAUUUUAUAUGAUAGACAAAAUAAUUUAAAUCAUGAAUUGAAAUGAUCUGAUGAAUGGAUCGAGGAAUUGUACAGUGGUUUAUUGUUACAUUUGAUUAUUAUUUAUUGCAGUAGAUAUAGGGCUUGUGCAUUGCUCUUCAGUUAAGUGUGGUGUUAGUACUUAAAUGUCCGUUAAUAUAUACAGAUUCUGAAUUCAAAGCUACAUCAUGUUUUAUACCACAACAGAAUAUAAAUUUUUGCAUGGUCUUUCUAACAUGGAUACAAAUUAAUGGGGUUUUUUAGGGGUAUGUUAUGAAAAAAUAUGGAUAUUAAUUUAAAUUUUGGCACAAAUAAUGAAUUUUACAAAUGUGCAUGUUGUAAAUUGAUUUAAACACUGCAGUCUUAAUGUUGUAGCUGUGCUGUAGCAUGUUUUAUUUUAAAUAAUUAUUUUUGUUUAAAUGCCAUUUGGUCUGUUGCUGUUUGAAAUCUUUUAAACUUGAAAUCCCUCAAGAUUUUUGAUUGAUGGAGAAGAUUUCUCCACAAGUAUAUAAAUAUGUCGCAGUCUUAGUCUGUAAUUUUAUUUCUAAUUAACUUAGAUUUUUAAUGAGCGAUGACUUUGUAAAAGCAUGGGUUAUGAUAUUGUUGAUUGUGCCUCAAUGCAUUUUUUUAACAGACACAUUUCGCUAGGACACACCUUUUCAGAUAUAUGAACAUUUGUUAAGCAUUAUAUUUAUUUGCACAGAACAGAUGUGCAGGCCAUAUUGCAUGUGUUUGUUUCAUUUCAUAUGUUUGUUUUUCCUUGUAAAAGCAAUGGUUGUAAGACAAUUCUAGCCAAAUCUUAACUGACAUAAUAAAUAUGAUGUAAAACUUGGAA
Molecule: messenger RNA, 4546 nt
Organism: Saccostrea cuccullata (small rock oyster)
Lineage: Eukaryota; Metazoa; Mollusca; Bivalvia; Ostreida; Ostreidae
Product: SPRY domain-containing SOCS box protein 1-like
Exons: 3
Coding region: 366-1199 (277 amino acids)
Biological process (GO): proteasome-mediated ubiquitin-dependent protein catabolic process; intracellular signal transduction
Cellular component (GO): SCF ubiquitin ligase complex
Molecular function (GO): protein binding
Source: RefSeq, a predicted model, not a curated record